ACCUUCAGUGAAACAAAAGAAGAACGAAAAAUAACGCGCGGAAAUGAGAUAAAGAUAAUAUCCUAGGGAAAGCCGAAAACGAAGGAAAAACAAUAGACUAUCGGGAUCUGUGCGUCGAGUGUCGAGUCAACGGUCUUUUGUCUACAUUUCACGGCGUUUACGAAGGCGUCACGGUGAACAGAAAGGAUCGAGAUCGCGGGAAAAAAAGUGUCACGUACGCGGCGCAACCGCGACGAAGAAUCGUUUUUUAACGACCGAUCAUCCCAGUCGAUCCAUCGCAAAAAAGAACGAUCGGGAGCCAACGGUGAAAUAAUUUCUUCUCUCAGACGGGAUUCACGACGAGAUUGUUCAGUAUUACUUUUAAUUUAUAAAAAUGGUAUCAUCAACAAUAAUGGAAAAUGGAAAAUCCAACCCAUCAAGAAAACCUUCUGCAGUGGGUAUUGGUCCAGGCAAUUAUCGUUUAGUUGGUUGGGAUAUGGAUACUACGGGCAAAAAAGUUAUAGAUGAAAUAUGUCAAAUAGCUGGAUAUACACCUAGUUCCUCAUAUUCUCAAUAUGUAAUGCCAUAUAAAGAUCUUAAUCCUCCAGCUAUGAAAAGACAUAAUAUGAAAAUAGUAACUAUUGGCAAGUUUCGUGUACUUAAAGAUAAUAAAACUAAUAAGGCAUUAAAAACUAAAAGUGAAGUGUCUGCAUUAACAGAUUUUAUAACAUGGCUUUCCUCUAUAAGAGGAGAUGCAGCAGAUGGUAUAAUAUUAGUUUAUCAUGAACCACGUAAAGUUAUUCCUGCUAUGUUAAUUGAGUCUUUAAAAAAAUAUAAUCUUCUGGAAAGAUUUAAACAAAUUGUAAAAGGCUUUGCAAAUGGAUUUAAUAUUGCUGAAGUAAAAUGUGCAAACACAGUUCGUGCAUAUACUCUCAGGACAUUAUCCCAAAGUUUAUUUAAUCAAGAAACACAAUUAGGCAAUGCAAAAGAUAGAGCAUGCCUGGCUUUACAAAUAGUACAACAUUUAAGUUCAUUAGAAGUUACAAAAGGAAAUGAAGCAGAUGGCAGUGGUGAUAGUGAUAGUGCCAUGAAAAAUACUGUUGAAUUUAUUAGGGAAUUUGUUCAACCAGUAGAAAUAGAAGAACAAGAAUAUGCAGAAUUAAAAAUAGUAUUUGAACGACAAAAUAGUUUAAGGCCUAUUUUUGGAGUUCUAUUUCGUGUAAAUCGUCGAGAACGUCAACAUGCUAGUCCUUUACGACGAUUGCUUGCUGAAGCAGGAAUAGAAUAUUCUCAGUUACAAGAAGCAUGGAGUAAUGGAAAGAAAGAAGGCUUAGAUAAAUUAAUUAAGGAAAAAUUAACUGCAACUGACGAAAAAAAAAUAGAAGAUGUACUGAUCGUUCUUGAAGGUCAUUUUGAUCCUGAUAAGAAAUCCAAAUUAAAAAUAUCAAGAGACAAGAGUCAGAUAAAAAUGAAAAACUCUAAUAUUAACGACGAUAGAGAAAAUAAUAAUAAAUGUGAUUCAGGUACCGAAACUCCCGACAGCACUACUCCUAAUUCACCACUUAAAAUAAAAUCCGAAUCUUCUGAGAAUAGUACAUUUAUAGCAGAGGAAUAAGAAUUAUACGAUUCUUUUUUCAGUGCCUUUUAACUAAUUAUAAGAUCAAUAUUGUUAUCAGUAACAGAGUUUAUGAUCAUUCCGUUCAUUCUUAUCAUAACGUUAUUCUAGUGUGAUAAAGUAUGAGUGUUAUUUGUUGCAGUAUUGUAUUUAAGUUUUUAUUUUCGUUAUAACAAAGGAUAGUGUAUCCUUAAAGGAUACAAAACUCGAUUUAACAAAAUUAUGUACAAAUAACACAUUAAUUAGUUUUUUAGUUUAUAUUUUUUUUAGUUUAAUAAUUCAUUUUAUGCUCAUUGAUUUCUAUUUAAUCGGAUUAACGUUAUAAAAAGUGAUUGUUUAGAGACUGUCGACAUAGAAAUAUAUUCAAAUGCUACAGAAUUUUUGUUUUCCAUAUUUUCUGAGAUUAGCAUAUCAUUUUUUUUUUU
Molecule: messenger RNA, 2019 nt
Organism: Apis mellifera (honey bee)
Lineage: Eukaryota; Metazoa; Arthropoda; Insecta; Hymenoptera; Apidae
Gene: exu
Product: maternal protein exuperantia
Exons: 6
Coding region: 374-1594 (406 amino acids)
Biological process (GO): bicoid mRNA localization
Molecular function (GO): RNA binding; protein homodimerization activity
Source: RefSeq, a predicted model, not a curated record